UUGAACUUUGAACUCCUGCGGGCGGCGAAUGAAGAGCUGAGAAACAAACAUGGCGGAAAAGCGCAGCCGCCGGCGGCGAUGUUCACCUGAAGCCGAAAGACGAGCAGCGUCCCUGAGACGGGACGGCGAUGCCGCUUCUCGUGACGGCUACUCGAGACUCUCCAGGCUGCUGGCCGCGGGAUUUUACGGACUCGCUUCCUUUGUCAUCGUCGUUGUGAACAAAAGUGUCCUCAGCAGCUACAGAUUUCCCUCGUCGACGUUUGUUGGGAUCGGCCAAAUGUUGGCCACGGUGGUGAUUCUGAGGGUGGGCAAAAUGCUGACUGUCAUCUCAUUUCCGGACAUGGACCCGAGUAUACCGCGCAAGAUGUUCCCGCUGCCUCUACUCCAUGCAGGGAAUCAGAUAUCCGGACUGUUAGGGACUCAACGGCUCAAUUUACCCAUGUUUACGGUUCUGAGGAGGUUCAGCAUCCUCUUCACCAUGCUGUGCGAAAGCGUCCUGCUCAGAAAGACGUACUCGACGGCGAUCCAAGCCACCGUUUUCACGAUGAUCUUCGGCGCUUUGCUAGCCGCCAGCGCCGACCUGGCGUUUGACCUGGAGGGCUACGUCUUCCUGAUGCUGAACAACGUGCUGACGGCGGCCAGCGGCGCUUACAUGAAGCAGAAAUUGGAUGCCGAGGACUUGGGCAAAUUUGGACUCCUCUACUACAACGCCCUGAUCAUGAUUUUACCCGCUGUGGCGUACGCGUACUACACCGGAGACGUGAAAAAGAGUUUGGACUUCGACGGCUGGUCCGACAAGCUGUUUGUCGCGCAAUUGGUCCUCUCCUGCGUCAUGGGCUUCAUUUUAACGUACUCCGUCAUGCUGUGCACGCAGUACAACUCGGCGCUGACCACCUCCAUCGUGGGCUGCAUCAAGAAUAUUUCGGUGACCUACGUUGGGAUGGUCCUGGGCGGGGACUACAUCUUCUCCUGGACCAACUUCAUCGGGUUGAACAUAAGCAUCGCUGGCAGUCUCGUGUACUCCGUCAUCACCUUCACACAAGAGCCAACGAAAAAGACGUGAAUCUCACCUUGAAGAAAAGACACCCGCCAAUCACUUUUUCGUCUCUUAUUAUUACCAUAUGGCAGCUUGUUCUGCAUGUCGUUAUAUUAAGUCUGUAGGUUUUUUUUUUCAAUUGUGAUGUCAUGUGACUAAGGAAGCGUAACUGCGAUUGGCUGGCUGUUCAGUUCUGACCUGAAGUAACCCUGCCAGGUGGCACAGACGGUGAAUUUCAGACAGCAAAUUGUAGACGGGUUGAAUCGUUAACGGAAAAUUCCGGUGGUUUGCAGUGUUUUGAGAAGCUUUUUAUCGACGACUACAAAUUUUCAGUGGCGCCGCCAUUUUUGCAAGUCACAUGAGCGACGUGGGCCGAUGCGACGUGUUCCGUGCCGUUCCAAAUUUCUGAUUUAUCUUCAUCCGAUGAAGAAAUAGGAGUAUCGGCGGAGUAUUUCCAUACAGAUUUGAACCUGUGGCUGUAAAUAAUGUUAAAUAUUCAGAUGGUUCUUCCGUCUUCCCGAUCAACCGAUACUGCUGUAUUUCCUCAUCAGAUGAGGCGAAAUCCGCGCUGGCCGUAAUUGUGUCCCGCGUAAUCGAACGUCAAAUCGGCGCACGUAGGUCACGUGGCUCGCCCAAAUGGCAGCGCACCUGAAAAUCCGUAAUUGUCAAUUAAAAAUCUUCUCAAAACACUAUUAAAUGAGAUGAUUUAACAUCACAUGAUCAAGAUAAGAGUAUGUAUUACUGAAUAGAUUGCUACUACCGUAAUUUUCCUUUAACAUUGACAAGUUACACUGAAAUCCAACUAUUGACGAAUGUGCCGACUUUACAUUUCAAAUUCAAAUCCUGGUGGCACUUUUUUCCUUCCAUACAGGUCCGAACUUUUUCCAAACGUGACUGACGAAGUUUCUUUCGGCUUGUCCCGUUAGGGGCGACCUCCACAGCGUGACCUCUCAGAUGAGCGGACAUAUUUGUUUGGCGCAGUUUUUAAACGCGAGACGCAACCCUUCUCGGGAUAUGAACUCACGACCCCUGGUUAACUUUUUCAUUUUUUUGUAAUUAAAAAACAAAAAUUGUUUUUAAUCAAGCAACAAGAGUGGUUGUUGGCUCAGCGUGCUUGGAGGCGAAAGGAUCUUCAUCC
Syngnathoides biaculeatus (alligator pipefish) is the source of this 2174-nucleotide messenger RNA. RefSeq names its product nucleotide sugar transporter SLC35D2-like. Gene Ontology annotation, molecular function: GDP-fucose transmembrane transporter activity; antiporter activity. The coding region runs from base 50 to 1063 and encodes 337 amino acids. The transcript is spliced from 13 exons. The record is from RefSeq and is a predicted model, not a curated record. Lineage: Eukaryota; Metazoa; Chordata; Actinopteri; Syngnathiformes; Syngnathidae. Gene Ontology annotation, cellular component: Golgi apparatus.